AAAGUACGUUUUAGAUUUGUUACAAAGUUAACACUCAAGACUCGCUCAAAAAUAUAAAUAGAUAAUCUUGUCAGUUGAACGAAAACAUGUUUGUUUUCAUGUGAUAAGAUCCGAGAUAAUUUUUAUAAUACAAUUUAGUGAUUUUUGAUCCUUUUAUAAAGUAGAUACACUGUGCUGUACAAAAUGGUUCAUCGUAAAAGAGUGUUUGAUUUACUGAGAACAAUCAACGUUGCGUCAUGCCAGUGUCCAGCUCAUGGAAAUCGCGGCAACAUUCAAGUUUCGAAUGCUACUCCACAGAAAGAUUAUGCUUUUGAAAUAAAAUGCUCAACAGUGAGAUAUGGAUUGGGGGUGACUCGGGAGGUUGGCCAGGACCUGGUCAACAUGAAUACAAAGAAUGUAUGUGUGAUGACAGACCCUAAUGUUGUCAAAUUGGACCCUGUGAAGGCUACACUAGACUCGCUCACUAGGAACGGAGUCAAUUAUAAAGUGUAUGACAAGGUCCGAGUAGAGCCUACAGACACAAGUUUCAAAGAUGCUAUAGCAUUUGCAAAGGAGAACAACUUUGAUAGUUUUGUGGCGGUUGGAGGUGGUUCCGUGAUGGAUACAUGUAAAGCAGCUAAUCUGUACUCUUCCGACCCUGAUGCUGAUUUCCUAGACUAUGUCAAUGCUCCAGUGGGGAAAGGAAAACCCAUCAAUGUUCAGUUGAAGCCUAUGAUUGCUAUUCCAACAACUAGUGGUACAGGCAGCGAGACGACUGGCGUCAGUAUCUUCGACUACGAGUCCAUACACGCCAAGACUGGCAUAUCACACGGCGCUCUGCGACCUGUGCUUGCCAUGAUCGAUCCUCUACACACCCUUACCAUGCCUGAGAAGGUAUCCAACUACUCAGGUUUCGACAUAUUCUGCCACGCGCUGGAGAGCUUCACAGCAAUUCCGUACAAUGAGAGGUCACCAGCACCACCAAACCCGGCGCUAAGGCCAACGUAUCAGGGCAGCAACCCCAUAUCCGAUGUGUGGGCGAGAUUCUGCUUACAGACCCUUCAAAAAUACUUUACGCGCUCGGUGUACAACUCGGAUGACUUGGAGGCACGGUCGUGCAUGCAUCUUGCGGCCACGAUGGCUGGUGUGGGCAUCGGCAACGCCGGGGUACAUCUGUGCCAUGGGCUCGCGUACCCUAUUGCAGGGAACGUCAAGUCUUUCGUUCCCAACGAUUAUGGUGCAGAUCCAAUAAUCCCUCACGGUCUAUCAGUGGUGAUGACAGCACCUGCAGUGUUCCGCUUCACGGGUCCCAGCGACCCGGCCAAGCAUUUAGAGGCUGCAGGCAUCCUUGGCGCCGACGUCUCCAACGCGAAGCAAGCCGACGCCGGCAAAGUACUAGCCGACACGAUACUUAAGUACAUGGAUACUAUGAAGAUUGAGAACGGCCUUAGUACACUCGGUUACACUAGAGAGGAUAUCCCUGAAUUAGUCAAAGGAGCAUUGCCACAGAAACGUUUGUUGAGUAUGACGCCGCUACCGCAGACGGAAGAGGAUUUGUCCAAGUUGUUAGAAGACUCGCUCACUAUUUACUAAGCUCUAGUCUCCGACCACAACGGUUUGUGAAUAUUAUGUAAUGUAAAUAAGAUUCUGGGUACAUCUACUUGGUGCUGGAUAUUUUAAAAGUGGAACUGACUGCAUAAUGUGGUCUCUGGUCUCUUGUUAUAAUAAACAUUAGUUUUUUUAUAGGUACCUUUUAUUUAUUAAGUAUACAUUGUUCUAUUUUAUUGUAUAAUAAAAAGUAAUAAACAUUCACAGAAUA
Molecule: messenger RNA, 1798 nt
Organism: Spodoptera frugiperda (fall armyworm)
Lineage: Eukaryota; Metazoa; Arthropoda; Insecta; Lepidoptera; Noctuidae
Gene: T3dh
Product: probable hydroxyacid-oxoacid transhydrogenase, mitochondrial
Exons: 9
Coding region: 184-1572 (462 amino acids)
Cellular component (GO): mitochondrion
Molecular function (GO): metal ion binding; alcohol dehydrogenase (NAD+) activity
Source: RefSeq, a predicted model, not a curated record